Molecule: messenger RNA, 3158 nt
Organism: Dendronephthya gigantea
Lineage: Eukaryota; Metazoa; Cnidaria; Anthozoa; Malacalcyonacea; Nephtheidae
Product: deleted in malignant brain tumors 1 protein-like
Exons: 10
Coding region: 164-3043 (959 amino acids)
Cellular component (GO): membrane
Source: RefSeq, a predicted model, not a curated record
AAAAAAAGGCGACGACAGGUGUAAAGAUGCUGGAGUAGAAUGUAAAAGAACAGCGGUAACUAAACGAGUCAGGUUACAUGGGGAAAACGCGGCAAAUGGUACUGGUAGUAUUGAAAUCUUCCACGAUGGACGAUGGGGAUAUAUCUUAGAUUAUGGAUGGGAUAUGAGAGAUGGUAGGGUUGUAUGUCGUCAACUCGGUUUUCCCGAUGCUAGAAGGAUUUUGAUAGGAACCGAUCGUGAUCAUUUCGACAGAACAUCUCGACCGUGGUUGAAUGAAGUCGCUUGUACUGGGGAGGAACGUGAUAUAUUUGAUUGUCCUCAAAGAGGUUUCGAAAGUUAUACUCACGAGGAAUACCACAACGCAGGAGUGCAGUGCUCUUCAAAAGAGGGACUUAUUGUGAUAUUCAGUUGUUUCACUCCGGUUAAGCCAAGUAAAGGUGAUAAUUUCGCAUGUGUGUGUAGAGGUGAAGGAGGAAGCGCUGCUGUUAAUGUGACAUGGUAUAAAGAAAACACACAGACUACGGAGACGAAGAAAGAAGAACAAACAUUGGUGCUGGAAAAUGUUGGUGAAACUGACAUGGGAAUAUAUAAAUGCGUAGCUGAGGACAACGAUCGAAAAGACGAGAAAUCAAUUAAUGUGGUACUUCCCCAGAGAAUUACUGCGGUAAUCAACUGCUCCAGCGCUAUCAUAGCAGACGAAGGUGAUAAUUUGACAUGUGUUUGUAAAAAUGGGGGAAUCCCAGCAGCCAACGUGUCGUGGUAUAAAGAAAAUACGCGGAUGGAAACAGAGAUUGGUGAAAGACAAACAUUGGUGUUACGAAAUGUUGUUGAACAAGACAAUGGAAUAUAUAGCUGUGUAGUCCAAAGGCACAAUCUUACAGAACGCAAAUCGAUCAGUCUGAAGGUUCAUCCCGCGCUUCCUGUCAGAUUAAAGGGGCCUUCGAGUGAAAAUGGUACCGGUCGCAUGGAAGUGUUCCUUGAUGGAAGAUGGGGAAGAGUUUGUGAUUUAUAUCAUGAUAACGACCUUACUGUGGUUUUUUGCCGUCAACUUGGUUAUCUUGGUGUUUCUGAUAAAUUUAAUUUUUGGAACGUUCCCAAAGGUUACGAUCCGCCUGUGCCGGUUUAUGAGAUUUUUUGUGAAAAGGAACAUAAAAACAUAGCAAGCUGUAAUUACAGAAUAUAUCGCGACAAAUGCGAAGAUGCUGGAGUAGCAUGUAGAAAAACAGGGGUAACUGAAACUGUGAGGAUGAACGUAGCAUACGAUGGUCUUGGAGGAAGUAUUGAGAUUUUCCACAAUGGACGAUGGGGGUUUAUCUUAGAUAGUGGAUGGGAUAUGAGAGAUGCCAGAGUAGUAUGUCGUCAACUGGGUUACCCAGAUGCCAAAAGGGCUUUACUAGGUGUCGACGUCGAUAAUCCCGAUAAAACUCAGCACCCGUGGUUGGAUAAUGUCGCUUGUACUGGGAAGGAACGUAAUAUACUGGACUGUCCUCAUGGAGGUUUCGAAGAUCAUUCUUUUGAAUUUGAUAGCAACGCAGGAGUACAGUGUUCUUCAAAAGAGGGACCGACUGUGAUAUUCAGUUGUUUCGGUCCUAUCACGUUAAAUAAGGGUGAUAACUUUACAUGCGUGUGCAGAGGAGAGGGAGGAACCGCUGCUGUUAAUGUGACAUGGUAUAAAGAAAACACACAGAUUACGGAGACGAAGAAAGAAGAACAAACAUUGGUGCUGGAAAAUGUUGGUGAAACUGACACGGGAAUAUAUAAAUGCGUAGCUCAGGAACACGAUCGAAAAGACGAGAAUUCACUUGAUGUGGCAGUUGUCCCCAUGACUUUGCCACUCAGAUUAAGAGGGCCAUUGAAAGAGCAAGGUAUUGGUCGUGUCGAAGUAUUCCUUUAUGGAAAGUGGGGAUCAGUGUGUGACCCCCAUUGGUGGUUCACAGACGAGUCUAAGGUUAUAUGCCGUCAACUUGGUUAUAUGGGCACUCCUAAAGAGCUUGCUUACGUUCCUCGCAGUUAUGGACCGAUGUUUAUCGUUGAAUGCGAUGGGACAGAACCAAACAUAACAAGCUGUUAUUACCACACCUAUAUCGAAGCUGGGGAUUGCACUCAUUUUGAGGAUGCUGGAGUACAUUGUGAACAUAAGGAGGUUAAAAAUAAAGCAGAUUCAGUUACACCUGAAUUGACACCUUCAUCCAGCUACACUACAAUCCUUAACGAAAAUGGAGUCGCUGCUACACACAGGAUCGAUACAACAACUGCUCUGAAUUAUAGUCCUUUAGGAUCAUACGUUGCAACCACGCCACACGAUCGUGGAGACGGUGGUUUCAGUAGUGAGUCCCUCCACAUGGAAAAGAAACAUACUGUAAUAAAACCUUCAAACGCCACUGUUUCAUAUAACUCUAUUUCAAAGACAAUUGCUGGAAAUAUCUAUCUCCAUAGCGAUAUUGCCAGUACAGAGAAGAUGCGUAACGUAACAGCUUUGAAUCUCAGUCCCACAGUGUCAAAUAAUAUGACUGUAAAGCAUCACCCUGGCAACACCUAUAAAGUUCAAGGCUCCGAAAGUUCAUCAUUUUUUAUAUACAGAUCUUCCAGGUCUGACCAGAGCAUUUCCAUAGACCGUUUUGAAAACAACCAAUUCAUAUCUAAGACCUUCAGCAUUCCAAAUACAUCAACUGGGCUCUAUAAAUCUACAGCAACCAACACCCUUAGAAAAAGUCAUUACGACACUAUAAUCCAAACACCCCACAAGACGCACACGACAACAGUUUUAAAACACAGCUCAAAUGUAGACCAUAAAAGUGCCAUAGGGAACUCUGAUGAUACCGACGAAUCUGCAAACUCAAUUGAGUGGUAUAUUAUAUUUGUGGCAAUCUUGGUUCCCGGAAUUGUCGUUGGAAUUCUCACGGCGAUCAUUAUCUAUUGUCGUCGUCGUCGUCGUGCAAUUUACGACAACCAGGAAGAGAUGAAUCUUACGGGAUUUAAAACAAAAAAAAGUGAAUUCGCAGCAGAUGCAGAAGACGAAAAUGAUCAACUGAUAUUUGGUUGAACAGUUUUCUUUGCGAUGUUUAAUAACGUCAAUUUAGUGUUUACUUGCUAUUUUUCCAGUAGGUUUACAGUAAAAUUUACAUGAACUCGUGUUAUUGCUUUUCUUUAACUCAAUU